This is a messenger RNA of Zonotrichia albicollis (white-throated sparrow), 8136 nucleotides long. Lineage: Eukaryota; Metazoa; Chordata; Aves; Passeriformes; Passerellidae. The record is from RefSeq and is a predicted model, not a curated record.
AUGCUCUAUUGCUGCUGUUGUGGCAAGCCAAGGAGGAAGCGGAAUGCUGAUGACAUGACAAGGAUGACAUCUCAAGCUUUUGAAGAAGGCAGCAAAAAGAGUGGUGUCCUGGUAAGCAAGAUCAGUGUAAUGCACAGCACUGGGCUGAGAAUGUGGCUGGGGGUCACAGUUCUGAUUUCUCUUGCCAUGAGUUUGGCUGUGGAGGAAACAACUGAAGAAGGAAUACCUUGUUCAAAGUACCAGCAAGCUUUCAACCAUUCAUGCUAUGAGUUUGUUAGACUCCAGCAAACCUUCACAGGUGCCCAGAGCUGGUGUGAGAGAGGAGGAGGGCAUCUUGUCUUUAUUCAGAAUGAAGAAACUCAAGAGUUCUUGCAAAAACAUAUUGCUGAGGAUCAGGAAUGGUGGAUAGGACUGAUCUCCAACUCCUUGCUGAAUGAAACUGCUUAUGGGUCAAUAACUUGGCUGGACACUUCAAAUAUAAUCUACAGUAACUGGUACAAGGAUCAGCCAUCUCCCUUCUCAUCCAUGUGUGGGUACAUCCUGAAGAAUGCCAAGUAUCAGUGGGGUGUGACUGAAAAUUGCAGCCAGGAAUUUGACUUCAUUUGCGAGUUUGAAUCUGGCCAGAGCAUCGCUUGUGGUAAUUCCAAUGCCACUGUACAGUGUGGAUCAGGAGAAGUAAUUCAAAUUGAAGAGAGCUUCUAUGGGAGGAAGACCCCUCACUACUGUGUGUCAGAGACUCCUCUGCAGUUUGACAGGGAUGAAGGCUGCAGCUGGCUCAGUGUCAAGGAUGAAGUAGCAGGCCAGUGUCACGGGCUGCAGGCCUGCCAGGUGGCAGCAGAUGGCACUUUCUUUGGAGAGCCUUGUCCAGCUUUGGGAAGCUACUUGUCAAUUCAGUACCACUGCAAGGAAGGUCUGCAGCUGGUUAUGAAAGACACAUGUUUUGUCUUUGAAAAUAUCACAGUCACUUUGAUCUGGCUGCUGUCACCGUACUCUGGGAACCUUUCCUGUACCAUCAGCACUGGAGAUGGUCACACCAUUGAUCCUUACUACCCUCUAAACCUGGUCAGCAACCUCACAUACAGGUACUCCUCUCCUGGGGAGUUCAGUGUUUUUGUGGAGUGCACCAGCAGCGAGUGGCACGUGAUGGCCCAGAGGCAGGUGACAGUUCAGGAGCAGGAGGAGCAGCUCAGCAUCACCGGGUGCUACAGCCAGCACGAGGCAGGGAACAGCUCCCGCUGCCGAACGCUCUAUGGGGAGCUGCUCUGGAUCCAGGUUCAGCUCACUGCAGGCGAUGGAGUAACCUACAGUGUGCUAGCAGAUAACAUGACACUGAGUGAAUCCAGUGCAAAGGAAGGCUUUGUCCCCCAUAACCUGACACUCAGCAGGGCCUCUCAGGAGCUGAUAGGCCCAGGGAUGCACCAGCUGGAGAUCCGAGCAUCCAGGAGCACGAUGGCAUCGCAGAUCUCUGCGACUAUUGCUGUUCAUUUAAUUGAGCCAGUGUCUGGAAUUCAGGCUGCAGUGGCUUCCCACACUCUGCAGCUGGGGCAGGAUUUGGAGGUGAAUGUCUCUGUGUCCCAUGGUGCCCCAGAGGAGCUGAUGUUUGAGGUGAUUGGAUCCAACCAAAGCCAGCGGCACAAAGCAGACGGCCCUCGUGGGGAGCCGCGGGCGUACGGCGUUCCCGUGCCCUGGGAAGGUACUUAUCUAGUGAAAGUGGUGGCCAUGAAUGACUUCUCCAACAUGAGUCUGGAUCUUGGAUUCAUCACUGUGUUGGCAAACAGCUCCCAUAAAGAAGAUUUUGAUAUGGAAGAAAGCAGCUACAAAACAAAUAUCCCAAACAAAAAUGAUCACAAAAUAUAUAUUAAACCAAGUCGCCAUGUGGAUCCUUUCACAACUGUUACACUUGGCUGGCCAGACAACAACAAUAAUUCCAGUUUUCUCUGGACCUGUGGAGCUUGCUGGCCUGCCUGGAAUGAAUGUGUGAAGCAACAGAUAAUCCUAAUCAACCAAAGUGAGGUGCAAAUCCCACCUUCCUGCCUUCCUCCUCCGAAAUCAGCAGUGACUGUCAGGAUUACUGUCCAAAACCAUGGCAGUGAAGAGAGGCAGGAUGAGCAAUGUCUCUAUGUGACUGCAAAACAGGAACUGCAACUGGAAAUCAGGUGUGAGGCAAACUGCAAGCCAGUGAAUGUUAGUGAUGAAGUUGUUUUGAGUGUCUCUGGACAGGAGGACUCCCAGGCCAUAUAUUAUAACUGGUAUUUAGAUAACACAUUCCAAAACAAGCCUACAACCCUCCCUCUAGCCUGUGGCCUGACUGGUUUCCAGCAGCACUCUUUGAAUUUGCUUCAAAGCAACUCAUCCACGUUGAGAAUGAACAGCUCCUUCUUGCAGACACAGGGAGAAGCUUUUCAGAUUAAAGUAACAGCCUUCAGAGUCUCCUGCAGCGCUCCCGGCUCGGCCAGCCCUGGCAGGCAGCUCACCUAUUGCUUCUAUGUGACACCAGAUUCUCUCCUGGAUUGUAGCCCGGAUCCUGAACUCUUCCCAGUUUAUCUUCCGCUUGGAGAAGAGGAAAAUGAUUUUAUUGUACAUGUAAAAAUUAUUGUUAGCAACAACUUUGGUGAUACCGUUCAAACAAAUGCUUCAGUGAAGGUUGGCCCUGCAGAUGUGAUGGAUGGGAACCUGACCCUGCAGGCUGUGGUAUCUGAGAAGGCAAACACCAUCCUAAAAGAUGGCAACAGCAGCAUGAGUCUCUUCCAGCUGUACAAGUCAGUCACAUCUGUCCUUAAUCAGCAGAGCCAAGAGCAAAGUUUUAACAUGUCUUUACAGACAGACACACGAAAAGAGCUCCGAGGGCUGAUGCUGACAACUCUCUCUGUUGUUAACAUAACAUCAAUGCAGACUGCUCUGAAGAUGUCAGAGGUAUUGAAAGAAAUCACUUACAGGAGUGAGGAGCUGUCUGUCUCAGCACAGGUGGAAGCCAGCAACACUCUGAAACAUGUCAGUGCCUCCUUGCUCACUGUAAACACAGAGCACAGCAGAGAUGGCCAGGAGUUAAAGCAAGCAGCCAACUAUUUGUUUGAUGCAGUGAGCAGUGUUCUUAAAGCUUCUGUAGAAAUCAGAGCUGGGAACACUUCAGUGCCAGAGGCAAAGCAGAUUUGCUUCUAUCCCCUCCUUUUGCCUCAUAAUUCAAGGAAGCCACAGAGUUCAGUGUCACACCAGCUCCUGAGUACAGUUGAAAAUCUCCAGAGUGCCCUUCUGUUUGGGAAGGCACCAGGUGAUGAGCCAACAGUGCUCACCUCUCCCUCUGCCACAAUGUACAUGCACAGAUUGCAAACAGAAAACAUGGAUAGCACAUCCAUUAACAUCUCCAAUUCCAGCUCUGCCAGCUUUACUCUCCCACCUGCUUCCUCUCUCAAUAUUUCAGGAGUUGAUGGUGAAACAGUGGAUAUAAGGAUGGUGAGCUUUGCCAUGAAUCCCUUUUUCUCCAGUGACAGCAGUUUUGACAUCAGUGGAACAGUGGGAGGUCUAAGUCUAACUGGUCUGGAUGGUUUGAUCAUACCUGUCAGCAACCUCAAAGAGAACAUUGAGAUCAUGUUACCAAGGCUUUCAGCAACUCAGGAAGAUAAGAUUCUGUUGAAUCUGGGCAAUUAUAGCACUUUUCAAGUCAAUGUUACCUCAGAAAACACAUCUAUAGUGAUCCACCUGGAAUCUGAACACGACAUUCCACUAAUACUUUACUUAGGGUAUGGUUAUCACCCAAAUGAAACCAACUAUGAUAUGAAAAAUCAUCUGUUCUGUAAGAAAACUGGAGGUGAGACGAACAGCUGGGUUCUCAGCCCAGAAGAACUCAUUUUUGGAGAGGGAACCUACUAUUUCAUGGUUUUACAAGAUAUGGAAAUGGAUUCAGCAGCCUACAGUGGGCUAACCAUAAAUGCCACUUGCUUUGCAUCCCGUUGCGUGUUUUGGGACGAGCACCAGGGAGGCUGGAACAGUUAUGGAUGUUUUGUAGGACCAAAAACAAACCCUAGCAGCACACAGUGCCUCUGCAACCAUCUGACCUUCUUUGGGAGCUCCUUCUUUGUCAUACCCAAUGCCAUAGAUGUCAGCAGAACAGCACAGCUGUUUGGUACAUUCGUGGACAAUCCUGUGGUGGUGACAACUGUAGGAUGCAUCUUUCUGAUAUAUGUGCUUGUAGUUAUUUGGGCUCGAAGGAAAGACAUCCAGGAUGAUGCCAAAGUGAAAGUCACAGUCCUGGAAGACAAUGACCCCUUUGCCCAGUACCGUUACCUGGUGACAGUUUUCACAGGACACCGCCGAGGUGCAGCCACAACCUCCAAGGUGACUCUUACCCUCUAUGGACUGGAUGGAGAGAGUGAGCCCCACCAUCUAAAUGAUCCUGAUACACCAGUCUUUGAACGUGGAGGAGUGGAUGUUUUCCUCCUCUGUACCUUCUUUCCUCUUGGGGAACUGCAGAGUAUUAGAUUGUGGCAUGAUAAUUCAGGGCACAGUCCAUCCUGGUAUGUGAAUCGAGUAUUAGUCCAUGACCUGGCAUGGGAUCAGAAAUGGUACUUCCUCUGCAACUCUUGGCUAGCCAUUGAUAUUGGAGAAUGUGUCCUAGAUAAAGUGUUCCCAGUAGCAACAGAACAGGACAUGAAGCAGUUCAGCAAUCUGUUUUUCAUGAAGACCUCCAAAGGUUUCCAGGAUGGGCACAUCUGGUACUCGGUGUUCAGCCGCUCCCCUCGGAGUUCCUUCACGCGCGCCCAGCGCGUGUCCUGCUGCUUCUCGCUGCUCCUCUGCACCAUGCUCACCAGCAUCAUCUUCUGGGGGGUGCCAAAGGAUCCUGCUGAGCAGAAAAUGGAUCUGGGUAAGAUCGAAUUCACAUGGCAGGAAGUGAUGAUUGGCUUUGAGAGCUCCCUCCUCAUGUUCCCCAUCAACCUGCUCAUUGUGCAGAUCUUCAGGAACAUACGACCCCGGCCAGCCCAGCAGGGCAGAGAGAAGAAGCUGGGAAAGAACGGCCAAGUGUCCCCAAGCCUGCCUCCCACCCCAGGGGCCUCCCAGGCUGCCUCUCUCACUCCCGAGGCUGUGACAAAGGACAUAAGAAGAAUUGCCAGCUCACUCUUUAAAGCCCUGAAGACUCCAUCUCCCACCUCAGCACCAGACCUUGAAAAAUCAGCUAAUAUCAACACACUCCUGUCAUUGGUUGAGGAUGUCAUCUGUCAGCAGAACAGAGCUGGGCAAGGGUUUUGUGAUGAGAGCAAGAAGGAUGGCCCUAUAAUUGUCACACUGGGUGCUAUGGAUAUCCAAGAAAAAACAAGAAGUCCAACUCCAGAGAAGAGAAUUUGUGACCAGCUGAAAUACAGUGGUUACCAUCGCUGCUUGUACAUGCAACUCCAGCAUGUAGAGAUGGAGCUGGAAUUACUGGGGCCCCAUAAAUUUCAGAUGCCUCAGAGUUACACACAAGCUGUUUGUCAGGUUCAGCAUAUGAAGAACCUCCUGGAGAAGCAAAUCUGCUCAUCAGCAUCCAACAGUGAGGGGUGGUCCCAUACUCCGAAUUUGUCCAGUGAUGACAAGAAAAGUUCUCCCAGAGGUCUGCCCUGGUGGUUUGUGUUCAUUGCUUGGUUCCUAGUGGCAGCCACCAGCGGUGUGUCUGGGUUCUUCACCAUGCUCUAUGGACUCCAUUAUGGCAAGGAGAACUCCAUCAAGUGGCUCAUCUCCAUGGUCAUCUCCUUCUUGGAAAGUCUUUUCAUCACACAGCCCUUGAAGGUGCUGGGAUUUGCUGCUUUUUUUGCUCUGGUUCUGAAGAAGGUGGAACAUGAGGAUGAAGAAAACACAGCUAUUGAUGGACCUUUACCAGGUGAUUCACACCCUCUCCUCGGGGUCCGAAGGGACAGUGGGAGCAACAUUUACCGGCCACCUCCUGCUGCUGAUGUGGAGAAAAUGAAACUCAGCCACAUGAAGGAGCAGAAAGCAUUUGCCCUCAUCAGAGAAAUCCUGGCCUAUCUGGGGUUUUUAUGGAUGCUGUUACUGGUUGCCUAUGGGCAGAGAGACCCCAAUUCCUACUAUUUAAACAAACACAUUGAGGACAGCUUUACAGAUGGAUUCCAUGAUGUCUACAGUUACCAGGAUUUUUUCACGUGGGCAAACACGACUUUACUCAGAAAUCUUUAUGGAUCAUAUAAAGGAUUCAUUACAGAUGGCAAUUCCAAGCUGGUGGGAAGUGCUCGGAUUCGCCAAGUAAGAGUGAAAGGAGACACCUGCCCUGUUUCUCCCAGACUCCAGCACGUGCUUGAGGAAUGCCACGCUCCCUACUCCCUGCAGACAGAAGAUACAUCACUUUAUGGGGAGCACUGGAAUGCCUCAGCCCCUGAUAACUCCUCUGACUUCAGCUCAGCAUGGCACUAUCAGAGUCAGUCCAAACUGAGAGGACACCCCAGCUGGGGUAAAUUUGCUGUCUACAGCGGAGGGGGAUAUGUGAUUCACCUGGGAACUGACCCCAAAAAUGCCUCCAGAAUUCUCCAGUACCUUUUCAACAAUGUCUGGCUUGACACCUUCACAAGAGCAGUGUUUGUUGAAUUUACAGUCUACAAUGCCAACGUGAACCUGUUCUGCAUUAUAAGCCUGAUGUUUGAAAGCAAUGCUUUAGGGGCCUUCUUCACAAGGGCAGAGCUGCAAAGUGUCCGGCUGUACCCCUACACCGACAGCCUCCACAUCUUUGUGGUUGCAGCAGAAAUCAUUUAUUUCCUCUUCAUUGUGUACUACAUGAUAGCACAGGGAAAGCUGCUGAAGAGUCUGAGAUGGAGAUACUUCCACAGCAAGUGGAAUCUCCUGGAGAUGGCCAUUAUACUGAUUAGCUGGAGUGCUCUGUCAGUGUUUGUGAAACGGACGGUCCUUGGGACCAGGGACAUCAGCUACUACCAGGAACACAAGGAGGACUCCAUAAGCUUCAGUGAAACAGCAAGAGCUGAUGCAGUUCUUGGCUACCUGAUUGCAUUCCUGGUGCUUCUCUCCACAGUGAAACUGUGGCAUCUGCUGAGGCUCAACCCUAAACUGAACAUGAUCACUUCAACACUGAGGAGGGCAUGGGGUGAUAUCUCUGGGUUCAUCACUGUUAUUGCAGUCAUGUUCCUUGCCUACUCCAUUGCUGCAAACCUGAUAUUUGGCUGGAAGCUCUUCUCUUACAAAACCCUCCUUGAUUCAGCAGAGACCAUGGUCAGUCUGCAGCUGGGAAUCUUCAACUAUGAGGAGGUCUUGGACUACAAUCCAGUUUUAGGCUCCUUCUUAAUUGGAUCCUGCAUCGUUUUUAUGACAUUUGUGGUACUGAAUCUGUUCAUUUCGGUGAUUCUGGUUGCUUUUAGUGAGGAGCAGAAACAUUACCAGGCUUCAGAAGAAGAGGAGAUUGUUGAUCUAAUGCUAAUGAAACUCUUCAGUUUCUUUGGGAUAAAAUGCAAGAAGGAAGAGAAGCCGGUCACUGGCGAACAACUGGAGCAACCUGUCAGCAAGUGAAGGAAGACCACCUUGAAAAGUCACUUUGCUUGUGGGCAAAUUAUUUACUUGUUUGCUAUCAGCUGCAGUGGUUAGAGUUAGGUUAGGCUACAGGCUUAGGUUAUUACAGCUUCUGACUAAAAUGGGUUUACCCAAGGGAAUGGCUGGAGCUGUGUCAGGGAAGGUUUAUGCUGGAUACUAGGAGAAGGUUCUUUCACCCAGAGGGUGUUGGGGCCCUGAACAGGCUCCCCAGAGAAUGGGCACGGCCCCAAGCCAAGGAGAGCUCAUGAAGCUUUUGGACAACGCUCUCAGCCCCAUGUGGGAUUGUUGGGGUGUCUCUGCAGGGCCAGGAGUUGGACUUCGAUCCUUGUGGGUCCCUUCCAACUCAGCCUGUUCUGCGACUCUGGGUAAACAACGUGAUGCUCACCCCUAAAGCGCUGCCGGCGUGUUAUUCUGGAGUAAUAGCUAAGAAAUAGCGGUAAGCCUAAGGCGAAACGUCCCACGUGCACUUGCUGUAGACUUGGCGCCUGUAUUUAUUUAAUAAACACCAAGCGGCUGUUGCACUGUCUGGCUGAAUCCUCUCCGUCUCCGCCGCGGCGGCGCACGGAACAUGGCGGCUCUGCUCCCCUCCCUCAGGGCCCGGUGCCCGCUGCCGCCGGG